AUGGAGGAAAAGGUUCCGUCAGCGGAAGGACAAGUCGAAGUCCUCAAGCCUUCCGAGUUGAACCUCACGUACGAUGAUAUUGACGAGGAGCCUUCACUCCAUGUCCGAACCUAUAUUGCACUUGCAGCUAUGUUCAUGCUGAACUUGGCCCAAAUGGUCGCCUUACAAGGGCCUCCUACAUUUCUUAACUCAAUUGGGGCCGAUCUCAAAGCACCGCAGACUCAAGUGUGGAUUGUCACCGUUCUUCCAAUCGUCCAAGCCGCUCUAGGGCCUAUUGUAUCGUCCGCUUCUGAUUUAUUUCAAGCCCGCAAAGCACUCUUGGUUUGCUGUUGCACCAUAUCGUUUAUUGGCUCAGCCAUUGCGCCCCGUGCGACCUCGGUCUAUCAAGUCAUUGCAGCGCAGACUUUGAUUGGAUUUGGAUUUGCUACUGUUCCACUUGCGUACUGUGUACCCAGUGAGAUAGUGCCCAAUAAGUGGCGACCGAUGACCCAAGCAGUGAUGAAUAUUGCCGCUUGCCUGGGUGCAAUGGUAGCCCCAGUGAUUCUAGGCAGCUUCCUCCAGGUCGAUCGUACUCGUGGCUGGAGGAACUUUUAUUGGGUACAGAUGGGUAUGUGGGCAAUUACCGCUCUUGGAAUCUUCGCCGGGUAUCGUCCUCCAAAGAGGCAUACAAGGCUAGAUCAUCUUUCGGGUUUGCAAAAGAUCCAAAAGAUGGACCUCUAUGGUUGCGGCCUGCUUAUUUUGGGACUCUGUGUCUUCCUUGCUGGUCUCAACCUCGGAGGUGGCCUUUACUCUUGGAUAAAUGCUCGAGUGCUGGCCACCGUGAUUAUAGGAGGCAUGAUAUUGGUCGCAUUCUUCCUCUACGAAUGGCGUGGCACGAAGACCGGUAUCCUCCACCAUGAAAUUUUUAAUGGCGCAGAUGGUACCGGGAGAACAGCUGCAAUUUCGAUGUUUCUAAUUGCAGUUGAAGCUAUUAUGGCAACACCAUAUUACCUCUUUUAUCCAGUGCAGACGGCCGCGCUAUUUGACACAGAGCCCAUGAAGAUAGUGGCUCGCCAGGAAGCCUUCUGGAUUGGAUGCAUUAUUGGCAGCGUCAUCUUCGGCUUCUGGAGCACCAAGUACAAGACCAUCCGAGAACCCAUGGCAGGAGGAUUCCUCAUUUUCACCGGUGGUCAGGUCGGCUUCUCCACUAUUCAACCAGGACAGUCGGUAAACGCUAUCGCGUUCUGUACCAUCUCUGGCUUCGGAUUUGGAGUCGUCCUUGUCCUCGUGGUUGCUGGAGUCCAGCUAUGCACACCACAUCAUCUCAUUGCCACUUCCACGGCAGUUGUCACCACCACCCGCGGAAUGGCCGGCGCGAUCGCGAUCGCAAUGUACUCGGCUGUAUUCCGGACAAGAAUUGAGCAAAGGCUUCCUGCCUACGUUGGAGAAGCUGCGCUGUCUAGUGGGCUCUCGCCAGACUCCGUUCCCGCGUUUGUCGGGGCAUUUCUGACGAACGACACUGCACUACUCACCAACACCACAGGAGUCACCCCGAAGAUGCUUGCAGCCAGCGUGGUCGCUAUGAAGCAAGCAUAUGCAGACUCGCUCAGGAUGGUAUUCAUCAUGGCGGUUCCUUUCGGCGUUGCUGCAAUCAUAGCCUGCUACUUCCUGGCUAGCAUCAACAAGAUGAUGCAUUACGGAGUUGAUGCCCCUGUGGAGCUCCUGCAUGCCAAAAAUUACCAAGUAAAUGACUCCCAGGCUGUUUAG
Exophiala aquamarina CBS 119918 is the source of this 1746-nucleotide messenger RNA. RefSeq lists its product as uncharacterized. Bases 1 to 1746 code for a protein of 581 amino acids. Gene Ontology annotation, molecular function: transmembrane transporter activity. The record is from RefSeq and is a predicted model, not a curated record. Lineage: Eukaryota; Fungi; Ascomycota; Eurotiomycetes; Chaetothyriales; Herpotrichiellaceae. Gene Ontology annotation, biological process: transmembrane transport. The transcript has 5 exons.